Diversispora eburnea is the source of this 1326-nucleotide messenger RNA. Lineage: Eukaryota; Fungi; Glomeromycota; Glomeromycetes; Diversisporales; Diversisporaceae. The record is from the annotation of a GenBank genome assembly.
AUGGAAUUGCCAAUAACUUGUUCUGCGCCUUUAAGUUCUCCGCCUCCUUUUCCGGAUGAUUUAGGUGGCGUAACGCAUAGUAAUGUACUCUUUGACGAGAGAAUACCACAGAGAAUUCACGAGAAUAGUAAUAAUGUAAAUGAAAAUCCCGAAAAUGAAAAUGGAUAUAAUUGUGACGAAGAAGCUCCAGCUUAUUCAUAUUAUCCUUCUACAGAAGGUUCACCAUUCGAACUUAAAACUAUAGGAAAAUCACCAUUAAAUAUUAAAGAAAAAUAUUUAUGUGGUGAUUUAUUAGAUAAUAGAUAUUUUUUAUUAGAAUUUGUUAGAUUUAAACAAAUUAAAGUUUUUAAAGUUCCUAGAUAUAGUGCAUUAGUAACUUUAGCGGGAAAAAAUAAUCAUGUUAGAAUUUAUGAUUUAAAAAGUAUAAGAUUAUCAAUGGAUUCAAUAUUUGAUGAUCACGAAUUAUCUAAUUCAUCUGCACCCAGUUUAUCUUUGAAUAAUUUAAAUUUGAAUUUAUCACUUAAUAAUAGUUCUUUUACGAAUUUACCUUUAUCUUUACCCCCCACAACAAUAAAUAAUGAUGCAACAAUAACAAAUCCAUCAAGAAAUACAAUAAAUUUUUCAGAAUCUCGAAAUUUUCGAAAUGGUCCAACUAGAUCUUUUAUAGCUGUUUUAUCUAGACAAAAUAUAUUUUUAUUUGAAUUAGAUUUUGGUGAAGUGAAUCGAAGUCCUGAAUUUAUUCUUACAAGAACUUAUUGGUUACCUCAAACUCCCAAAUUUUUAAAAAUGUCAAUGCAUGAAGAUCAAUUAUUAAAUAUUAUUGCCGUAUUUGAUAAUGAUGUCAUCCUGGUUGGUGUAGAAGAUGCAAGAAUUAGAGAUGUUUUAUUGGAUCCUAAUUUACGUCCCGAUAAUUCUCAUACUUUCAGGUCUUUAUCUUCUUUAAUUUGUGAUUCCCCUUCUUGGAGAACUUUUUCUCAACUUCCUUGGGUUCCAAACUUUGAUCCCGAAUUUUUAUCCGAUUCUUUUACCAUCCCUCCUCCUUAUAGUUUAAUUUCAAUGAUAGUAGAUGAAAAAGGUCGACCAUUUUGUACUAUCAUAUAUAAGUGGUCCUUACCACCUGUUCAUGUAGAAUUUAUAAAACCCAAAGAUAAAAAACAUGGUGAAGGUUUUGUGGUGGGGUUUGGUAAAAAUAUGGUAGAAGUCAGAAGUUUAAAUACGGGAAGGUUAGUGGAAAAUGUGGUAAGAGGUGUGGAUGUUCAAUUCUUGGGAAGAGGUGAAGGUGAAGAAAUGAUUUGGGGAUGUCAUUUAAGUACAGAAGUUUACUGA